AUGUCUUCACUACGGGCUGCUUUCUCGGUACUAGCCUCUCGACUCGCGAACGAGGGUGUCACCGUCGUCAGCCUUGAACAUGCCAUUGCUGCGCCGUUCUGCACCCGCCAGCUGGCGGACAUGGGUGCUCGAGUCAUCAAAAUCGAGCGACCCGGAGUUGGUGAUUUUGCCAGGGCCUACGACACUCGCGUCAACGGUAUGGCUUCCCACUUUGUCUGGGCGAACCGCUCAAAGGAGAGUUUGGCUUUAGACCUCAAGAAACCAAAAGACUUUGAGGUACUGAGCAAGCUCCUUGACAAAUCAGACGUCUUGGUCCAAAACCUUGCCCCUGGAGCCACUCAAAGAUUAGGCCUUGGUUACGAUACCCUGAAAAAUACCCAUCCGUCUCUGAUUGUCUGCGAUAUCUCAGGAUACGGUUCAGAUGGGCCGUACAGAGACAAGAAAGCCUACGAUCUUCUCGUUCAGAGCGAAGCAGGUUUUCUCUCCGUCACAGGAAACGGCCCGGAUCUAGCGAAAGCAGGCAUCUCGAUUGCUGAUAUCUCUGCCGGCAUGUAUGCCUACUCCAACAUUCUCGCCGCAGUGAUCAAGCGAGGCAAGACGGGCAAAGGCUCUCGGAUAGAUAUUUCCAUGCUCGAAAGCAUGGUCGAGUGGAUGAACUUCCCACUCUACUACACUUACAACGGCGCCCCUGGUCUUGCUCGGUCUGGAGCAGCUCACGCCUCCAUAUACCCCUACGGACCUUUUGAGACGGGCGGCGGCGGCUCUGUCAUGCUAGGGGUCCAGAAUGAGAGGGAAUGGGCUAAUCUUUGCCGGACCGUGCUUGGCGAUGAAGCGUUGGCCAAAGACCCGCGGUUCGUGAGCAACACGCUCCGUGUGAAGAACCGAGAUGUGUUGAAGGAAAUCAUCUCCAAUCAAUUCGCAAAGUUCUCUGCUGAAGAGGUUCUACAAAAACUGGAUUCUGCGUCUAUUGCUAAUGCCAAUGUCAAUGACAUGCAAGGCGUAUGGGAACAUCCACAACUGCGAGCAAGAGGGAGGUGGACCAAUGUCGAGACACCAAGCGGCACAAUUCCUGCCCUGAUCCCCCCUGGUUUUGCUUCGGUGGAGGCGUCAAGAAUGGAUAAAGUACCUGAGCUUGGCGAGCAUAAUGAGGCCAUUUUCGAGGAAUUAGGGGUCAAGCCAUGA
Colletotrichum fioriniae is the source of this 1182-nucleotide messenger RNA. Lineage: Eukaryota; Fungi; Ascomycota; Sordariomycetes; Glomerellales; Glomerellaceae. The record is from RefSeq and is a predicted model, not a curated record.